This is a messenger RNA of Klebsormidium nitens, 1269 nucleotides long. The record is from the annotation of a GenBank genome assembly. Lineage: Eukaryota; Viridiplantae; Streptophyta; Klebsormidiophyceae; Klebsormidiales; Klebsormidiaceae.
GGUCACUACACCAAUUGCACGAAAUUCGAAUUCAGUGUUGCUUUGAAAGCGCUUCCUAGCAAUGGCGGCUGCUGUUCUGGAUCACGCUGGGCAUGGAAAGCCGGACGGGGAAGUUUCACAGCCAUCGGACGCGGUGCUUCCCUCUGCACUAGACGUAGACAUUGGAAAUCUGGCUGCGUUUGACCCACGGCCGCUCAAUGUGGAAGACUUUAGGACAGAGGAAGAUGCAGACGCUGCUUGUCUGCGGGUGGGGCGGGACGUGCUGCAGGCGCUGGCCAACGCCGUGUUCUCCCUGCCAUCGCGCCCCGACAAAGCAGGCCGCCUCGUCGAUCUCCCACCUCCCACCACCCCUUUGCCUAGAGAAAAGCCGUUGCCGAAGCCACGCCCUCCCACCAAAUGGGAGAAGUUUGCGCAGACCAAGGGCAUUGUGAAGAAGAAGCGCAGCCGGCUGGUGCUGGACGAGGCCACGGGCGAGUACAAGCGGCGGCACGGCUACCAGCGCGCCAACAACGAGGCGGACCAGGUCAUCCUAGAGGCACGCGCCUCGGACGAGGUGGGCAGUGAUCCGUUUGAGGAGCUGGCAGCGAACAAGAAGGAGCGCAUUGCGAAGCAGGAGAAGAACCGGCUGCAAAACUUGAAGCAGGCGGUCAAGGCUAGGGGCCCCGCUGUCCUGCCCAGCACGAUAGCGCUCGCUGCAACGAACUUGGCCACAUCCGGGGGCUCCAAGCAUGAUCGGCGGAAAGUUGACAAGGGCGACCUCCAGGAGGCGGUGGGGCAGGCAGGGGUCGCCACAGCGUCUAUCGGCAAGUUCGAUACGAAACGGCCGGGCGAAAAGCCAAUAAAAAACAAGGGCAAAAAGAGGAAGUUCCUCCCGGUCGAGGACACAGCAAAUGAGCGGAGGCAGACGAUGAGUGUCCUAGGGAAGGUCAUGGCCAAGCACAACGACGACAUCUUCGACACGGACAGGGCCGUAGGGGUGUACAACGUAGCUCAAGAGAAGCAGCGGGCAGAGAAGAACCGGAAGCAGGGCGGGCAAACUAAGAAACGCAAGUACAAUAAAGCAGACAGUGGAUGACCAGACUAAGGUUGACUGUAAGACGUGCGGAGGCGAUGGACCAUAUUGUUGUGCACCCUGAGCACUGUUAUAUAGAUGUGGAAAGUGAUUGAUGCUCAGUAUCAACUCUCCAAACAUGAAGCGUGUCCUCUUGAGCUUCUCGAUCACAACUCUUGAGUGGUUUGGUUUAUGACAGAGUCUGCCGGGUUGGCGGC